Messenger RNA from Juglans regia (Persian walnut), 441 nucleotides. RefSeq names its product nuclear transcription factor Y subunit B-5-like. Gene Ontology annotation, cellular component: CCAAT-binding factor complex; nucleus. Gene Ontology annotation, molecular function: RNA polymerase II cis-regulatory region sequence-specific DNA binding; protein heterodimerization activity; DNA-binding transcription activator activity, RNA polymerase II-specific. The record is from RefSeq and is a predicted model, not a curated record. The coding region runs from base 28 to 414 and encodes 128 amino acids. The transcript has a single exon. NCBI's taxonomy places the organism in Eukaryota, Viridiplantae, Streptophyta, Magnoliopsida, Fagales, Juglandaceae. Gene Ontology annotation, biological process: regulation of transcription by RNA polymerase II.
UGGUCAGGAACAAGCAGUUUGCUGGAAAUGGUCGAUAAUAUGGGUGCUAGUGCUUCAAAUGAAGAUAAUUACAUGAUCAACGAGCAAGAGAGAUUGCUGCCGAUAGCCAACGUUGGACGGAUCAUGAAGCAAAUUCUGCCACCCAACGCAAAAAUCUCCAAGGAGGCCAAGGAGACGAUGCAAGAAUGUGUUUCGGAAUUCAUUAGCUUUGUCACCUGCGAGGCAUCCGAGAAGUGCCGGAAGGAAAGGCGCAAGACCGUGAACGGUGACGACGUCUGCUGGGCGCUGGAAACGCUAGGUUUUGAUGACUACGCGGGGCCAAUAAAAAGGUUUUUGCAUAGAUAUAGAGAGCUAGAAGUAGAUAGAGCCAAUCAGGAAAAUGGUAGGAACAUACGGCCGAAAGAUCUAGAAUGAUCAUGAACCUGCAUUUUAAAGUAGAAU